Molecule: messenger RNA, 6925 nt
Organism: Pygocentrus nattereri (red-bellied piranha)
Lineage: Eukaryota; Metazoa; Chordata; Actinopteri; Characiformes; Serrasalmidae
Gene: mamdc4
Product: MAM domain containing 4
Exons: 31
Coding region: 254-3805 (1183 amino acids)
Cellular component (GO): membrane
Molecular function (GO): protein binding
Source: RefSeq, a predicted model, not a curated record
ACUUACAGAGAACAUCUUGCCUUGGUAGUGAUUUACAUUGUUGCUAUUGGCGCUGAUAGUUACUCUGUAAGUCACUGCACAUUGCUCAGGCAGUGAGGGGUCAUUAGCGUUUUUUAGUUGGAGAUUUAUAGCAGUUUUAUAGCAGGAGAGCCAAUGCAGCUGUGUGUGUAAGGGUAUCAAGUCCAGGUCUUAUCUGUGUGGAGAAGCUGGAAGAGCAGGUGAAUGUGGCCUGCAGAGCAGACACGCUGCCUACAUGAUGAAGGGCCACUCCAUUCAGCUACUGGCUCUGCUGCUGGUGGUCCAACAAGCAGUUACUCAGGAGAGCAGAGCGUGUGUUGGGCCGAGAUGUGACUUUGUGUGUGACUGUACAGACUGCAGUGAUGAGCAGGAUUGUGGUUAUCGGGGGAGAGAUUUUGUGUGUGAUUUUGAGGAUGCUGGCAUGUGUGGCUGGACAGACAGGUCGUCAGAUGGAGGCUAUGUGUGGGAGAGGCGUCAAAGGGGACACCCUGUGCCCGACAGUGGACCCUCCUCAGACUACACCAUUGGCACCUCUACGGGCUGGUUCAUGGCAGUGACUGCAGUGAUGACAGGUCUUCCCAGCACCGCUAUCUUGAUGUCUCCCUUGAUUAGCCAGUCCGCUCCCACCUGUCGCCUCCGCCUCCGCUACUUUAUAUGGGACUCAGGUUACACAGGCCUAGGAAACAGCUCUCUCUGGGGGUCAGUGUGGCAGCCUGAUGAGCAGAAUGCACUGGUGUGGAGACCAGAGAACAUAAGUGUUCGUGCAUGGAGAGAGGACACCAUCUUCCUGGGUCGCAUCCCCGCCCCCUUCUAUAUACAGCUUCACUCUCAACGCCAAGAGGGGAGGAGAGGAGACAUAGCCAUUGAUCAGCUAGAGUUUCUGGACUGUGCUCUACCAGUCCCUUCAGGUAGUGGGGGGUGUGAGGAAGGCUAUUUGAAGUGUAAACGUGGAGGCUGUGUGAAGGAACGCGUAGUGUGCGAUGGUACAGAUGACUGUGGAGAUGGAACAGAUGAACAGAACUGCGGACAAUACAUGAGCUGUGAUUUUGAGGAUGACCUGUGUGGGUGGGACCUAAGAUCACUGUCAUCACUGAAGUGGAUAAGCACCUCUCAGAUAAACAUUUCAGUGUCCGAGCCUCUGAGAGGACCUGGAAGGGACCACUCCAACAAUUCUGCCUCAGGUCAUUUCCUCUAUGUUACCAAGCCAGAUGUGUGGAAGAAUGAUUGGGCAUCUUUUCAAAGCCCUCGUCUGGCACCGACCAAUAGCACACAUCCAUGUCGUAUGGUGAUGUACACACACCAGUUCGGUGGGGUGUCAGGGGGUCUGUCGGUGCUGGUGGCAGAGAGAGAAAUCUACCCAGUAUGGGAGCGAGGAGGCUCUCUGGGUGACCUGUGGGUAAAAGCGGAGGUUGAAUUUGUCGUCAACAGCACAUUUCAGAUAUUAUUUGUUGCUGCCAUUAGGGACCAAGCAUAUGGAGGCAUUGCUGUUGAUGACAUCACACUGUCCCCCGAAUGCCUCUUUACCAAUGAGUCAAUGCCAAGACCAUCCUUUCCCAACCCCCCCAAACAUCCCUGCACAGAGGCCAGCAAGAUCUGUGAUUUUCAGAGUGACUGCAAAGAUGGAGAGGACGAAGCACAAUGUGGUGACUUUUCCUUUGAGCAGGGGAGUGCAGGCUGGACAGAUGUGAGUAUUGGAAGCCAAAGCUGGAAGCUAAGUCAAGAAAACAGUGUAAACAACUUUACAGAGGUGUUCCUGUAUGUGACUGAUGCUCCUGGUCAACAGCUAACUGAAGCUCAGACCCGCACUCCACUUCUGGGACCCUCAGGACCGAGCUGCACCCUGCAGUUCUCCUACAGCCUCUCAGGAAGCAACCCACACACAGGUGAACUGUCUGUAGCUGUAGUGGACAGUGUGUUGGGCACUCUGCCUCGACUGUGGGAGUUCAGUGGGCAGACAGGGCAGGACACUGUAUCUUGGGUAAAAGAGGAGCUCUAUAUCGGAGCCAGAGAUCAUCGCUUUCAGCUGGAGUUCAGAGCUCAUGCUCAAGAGCUGAACUCGGGUGCCAGAAUAGCAGUGAAGGAUGUUCAUUAUGUCAACUGCCACCCACAGUAUAUCCCCUCUGCUUCUGAUGGACCAUCAUGUAACUUUGAGACUGACUUAUGUGGGUGGUACCAAGAUCAGACAGACAACUAUGACUGGAGUGUUAUGAAUGGAAGUGACCACACUAUUGGCAGUGGAAGAAGUCUGGUGGUGGAUAUGUGGAGCACAACACUGCGUGGCCUUUAUGGUCGUCUUCUUUCACACCGCCAGAGUUCUCUGACUGAACACUGUCUCCUCUUCUUCUACAAACUCUACGGCCCCCAGACCGGUGCUCUCAAUGUUAAGGUGCUACACUCAGAUGGCUCAGAGCAGCUGUUAUGGACUCGUGUGGGUGCCCACGGAAACCUCUGGCAGGAAGGUCACUGUCCAGUGCCCAGUCAACUUACUACCUACCAGUUGGUGUUUGAGGCAGUGCGCUCAGGUUUUGAUGGUCUGGUGGCUAUAGAUGAUGUGGCAUUUGUAGAAGGAUCGUGCUCUGUGCCCACUAUGUGCUCUUUUGAGGGCCACACGUGUGGCUACAGCAGCAGUGGAGCCUCAGCAUGGGUCCACCAGAACUGGGACUCCACCCGAACCGGCCCGAAGACUGACCACAGUCUCGAGACAGAGAUGGGCUACUACAUGCUCGCCCAUAGUAGUGUGGAGGUCCUGCCUCAAGACAAUGUGAUGACCCUGAGCUCUCCUGUACGUCACGGAGUGGCGCACAUCGAGUGUGUCCAUUUCUGGUACCACACCAGGGGAGAUAAUCCAGGCACUCUGACUGUGUAUAAAAAGCCUGUGAAGGGGGGCAAGACGAAGCUGUUCACCAGCAGCCUGAGUCAGGGUCAUAUGUGGCACAUUGGCAUGAGCGAUAUCAGCCAGAAUGGAGACUGGCAGUUGCAGUUUGAAGUGGAGGGAGCCGGAGGAAAAGGCACUUACAUCGCCAUUGAUGAUGUCGUCUUCUCGAGCCACAGUUGUCCCACUUCAGGUGGUGUCUGUGGUCUGGAGCAAGGUCUGUGUGGAUGGAGCAACACUCAGAGCCCCUAUGUAGACCAUUUAGACUGGGAGCUGAGCAGCCUGCUGUUUGAAACUCACUACCCUACGCCACCAUAUGACCACACACUAGGCAAUGAGAGAGGUCACUUUCUGUUCCUUCCAAACACUCUGCGGGAUACUGCUGGACAAAAUGCCUGGCUGCUGAGCCCUCAUUUGCCCCCCACCAAAGGCACUUGCCUGUUCUUUUGGGGUUAUCAGCCUGUUGCUGAUGACAGCAAGUUGGUGGUGUGGAGACUGUCUGAAGGGGCCACACAUGAGCUCCUGAGCCUGUCUCAUGCUGGAGGAAACUGGAGAUCCUUCCGCAUUAAUAUCACAUCAGAGAAAGAGUACCAGAUAGUGUUUGAGGGAUUUAAAGGAGCGAAAGGGGUUCUUGCUCUGGAUGACUUUGGCUAUACAGUUGGGGUCAACUGUAAAGGAGAGCAGAUAGACCACACCACAUCGCCAUCACGUGACUACACAGGAGAAACAGUUGCGAUUGUCAUAGUAACCAUUCUGCUGGUUGUGGCAGCGUGUGGUUUACUGGUAUACUACCUGAAAAAGAAGGCCAAGGCUCAGAAUUCCAGUAGUUCUGCAGACAAUACAGGCUUCACAAAUGAAAUGUAUGAUUCCAGCCUGGCGGAGGAUCAUGUGACCAUUCGUUCCAUCUCUGAGUAGGUACAGGAGGAGCUGCCCUAGAUUGUCCUGGUGAUGGUGCCACCUGCUCGAGGGCUCAUGAUCUUCAUAUAAAUCACAUAAUAUCACAGCUGGAGAACUGAUUACGUUUCUCUGUAGGGUCAUGCUAAUCAGGAACUCAUACACACACAGUCCCACACCUAGCAGGAGGGUUGUUAAGAUGUACAUUUUCAUAUUUAUUUUUUCCAAAUCUUAUGAGACAAUAUGUGCUGUGAUUUACAGUUAUAUUAUAUGCUAUAUAGACAUUUGUGAUACUAGAAAUACCAAUGUACAUCGGAAUGGUUUCCAGUGUUCAGUUAAAUACACAUCAGUUUUGUUGACUUUUUCGAUGCAGCACUAUAGUCUAGAGCGGGCUCUUCCUCAGGGGUUUGCAAACUCAUAGGGGUCUGUGGUAGCACUGUAAGGGGGUCGUGAGACUAUAAUGGAAAAGUCACUGUCAAAUAGCUUUAUUUUUUAGUCAAAAAUCAGAACCUAACAUUUCAUUGUACUUACCUCAUAAAUACAAAAACUGCCAGAAGUUAAAAUAUUAAUUAAAUAUAAUCUCAUUAAAUAAUGAUACAUUCAAUAAUUAUUAAAUGGAUCAUGUAAUUUGAUAAAUGCUAACACAUGACAGUUUAACAACAAUCAUUCUCUGUUGCUGUAACACCAUUUUAGAACUCUAAAUUUACUCAAAAUAGACAGGUUUAGAUAAGUUAGAUAGGUUUGUUGGUAAAAGAAACUACUGAAGUAAUGAAGUUAGACAUGGAUACAGCCACAAGUAUUUAAAAUUCAGAUUUACAUGUACAGUCAGUGACGAGACCAAACCUUUCUCUACAUGUACAAUAUAUUUGGAGCAAUUUUCUAAUCAAAAUAUGAAGCCAACUGUUUUAAAAUUAUAUUUGAAAACAUGACCACAAAGGUAGCCGGUACAAAAUCUCAAAAUAUACUUAAGGCAGAUAAGAUCAUUUAGGUUAAAGCAACAUUUAUUUUGGUUUGUUCACUCUUACUCACAUGUCACACUUCAUGUGUAUGUGAACUGUCUUCUUACUUGUCAUUUUCACCAGACACUGGGGUCUUGAUUUGAUGUGAACUAAAGACAAAAUAAACAUUUGCAUUUUUUUACAUAUCAAUGCCAGAUGUUUUUGUUGUGGUGCAAAAAACAAAAUAAAUUGUGUAUCAGGACUAUUUUACCCAUCAAGCAACUUUUGCAUUGAAGCCCCUGUAUUUACUCAAUAAUAAGACUUAGUAUAUAAUAAGCCUAGGAUUUUAAAGGGUUAAUUGUGUGCUUCUUAAAGGUAAUUCUGAAAUUUUUGUAUAAUUAUAUUGUUGAGUAUCAUUUUAAAUCAAAUACUAAGCUUAGCACUGGUGAACAUGUCCACUACUGAAGAGAACAGUUCAGUUCCAUCAUCCCUCAAAAAAGUCCAGCAAUGCUGAGAUUAAUAACUGGUUCAUCAGUUUGGUUUAUCAGUCUACUCAGGCUUUAGUGGGAACUUCAGUGCUUGUUUCUCUUUGGAGCUGGUCUUUACAUGUCAUAUGCUGAUUUUAAAAUGGUUAAUAAACAAGUGUUUGUAGCAUUUCUCUUAAAAGAUGGUACAUAUAUUUUAAAAUGUAGUGGGUAAGCAUUCUGAAAGUAUUCUACUAAAAUUUCAACGGUAAUUAUUCUGAAUUCUGCCUUUACAAAAUGUAACUUGGACUGUAUACAGAUAUGUAAUUUAUAUUUCUGGUACUUGUAUUCCAUACAUCCCAUCUCUGGUGACAAAUCUAUCCAGUAAUAGUUGCUGAAUAAUAAGCCUAAAGAUGAAUGACUUGAUAAUAACCCUAGGGAUCAAGGAGUUAACUAGUGUGCCAUACUAUCAUGCAUAAUAAUAGAUUUCCUGACUGCAAAACAUUUAUAUGCCUUCCGUCUUUUCCUCUCUGCACACUUAUAUAGUUCAAAUCACUGAUAAAGUGAAGUCUGUAGCGAGCUUCCUGUUACAGCCUGUGUUUCCCUGAAAUAAAAAUGGAUUUUGAAUGCAUCUCUAAGGCUGCUCGGAAUUCUGAGAAAGGCAUUUUUGUCAUGCUGCCAUGUAGUAAAUGAAAUGUUUCACAUGCAGUUCAAACAGAAGAUGCUCAAACACAGACUGCAUGACGACAUCCUGAUAUAGCAACGGUCUCCAUGGCAACGUCUCAUCGUUCCGUUUGCCUGGUAUCUCUCAGACAGUGCUGACUGCAAUGUGUUCACAAUGAACAGCAGCUGAUCUUUUGGGCAAGAUUAAUGAACUAAAACCACCAAAAUCAUGGGAGUCCAUCUUCACGCCGUUUAGAGUGAGCUUGCCUUUACCUUCACACGGGAAUGUUCAUCUGCAAGAGACGCAGACUGCACGCUUUGGAUGGGCAAAGCAGGCCUGGAGAGCUGAGUGUGAAUGAGAGACCCUCUGCCGCAGCAUGGACCCCGCAGUGCUCAUUUUCCUGCUCUACUUGAUGAUCGCGCACGAGCUCGUGUGCGGCCUCGUGCAGUAUCGGAGACAAGCGGCACGGCCACGCAAGCGCGCGCCUCCUCUGACUUGGUGCUCCAGUGCUCGCGUGUGCCAUGGCACAUGGAGGGUCAGCAGCAAGUCUGUGAGGGCAGAUGGACGAGACUGGAGGAAAAGUGGACGCAUUGUCAGAAAGGCAUGAGAAAGCCGGAGCACUGUGGAUGGACUUCAGUUAAGACUCUGGAUUCUCAGAGUGAGAAUAUGAUUAUACUAUGCUACGCACUGCCUUAUACUGUACCUUAAUGGACAAUGACUGCAACUGUGUUCUGUGUCAACAGGGUGAAGUUUACAUGCUGUUAUAAUUGCAUGCACAUUGUUAUAUGUGUUAUAUUAUGUCUGUCUGGACCAGUGUUUGUUGUAUGUGACCAGACAGCUGCUAUUUUUCUGUUUGGAAAAGAUGCCGUGGCCAAAUGGAUUUUUGUGCUGAAUUGCUUUGGGUUGUCAGUUCCUGGGUUUCCACAAAAGCAUCUGUUCCAUUUGAAAAGGAACAGUAACUGUGUUAUUGUGGAAGCUCACCAACUCCUGCGUUGCUCAUGAAAGCAUCGAAGUACAGAGUAUGUAAUAGUUAAUAAAGUGAAAUCUACUCUUACAGUGAUAUUCUGAGACUGAA